AUGAAGAACAGGAUAGACAUCACCAUAGAGCAGCAUGCAGGGAACCUGUUUAUGUUCAGUAAGGUGGCCAACGUUAUCCUCUUCUUCAGGCUGGACAUCAGACUGGGCUUCCUCUACUUCUUACUGUGCAUUGGUAUUGGACUGCGGUUUGGGAAGAUAGAUUCUGGCCGGUACGGAGCGGUGGCUCAGAGGUACAAGGUUAGCACCUCCUCUCUGGCCAAGCAGCUCCCUUCAUUGGUGCUUUUCCAGUCAGGGCGGGAGGUCAUGAGGUGUCCAAUGGUGGACAAUAAGUUUCGAGCUGUGUCCUGGACUUUCAGCGAGGAAAAAAUCAUACGUGACUUCAACCUGAACAAGCUCUUCGAGGCAUCUAAGAAGAUAAAGAAGGGUUGUGGUGUGAAAGGAGAGGACCAGAACCCCUCACUACCAGACAAGGGCAGCGAAGAACGCCAACCUGAACCAGACACCCCAGCAGAGAGCAAGAAAGACCAGUAGUGACGAAGGGACAACAGGGACUGGAUUGUUCUACUGCACACAGUUCACUGCUCGUCACACAAUCGCUGUCAGUUAUCACUGGUUGUAUUACCAGACAACCAGGAUUCAAGUUAAUUCACGAGCUUGGGCUUGUGGAAAAGCUGCUGCACGCAAACCAAAAGGGACAGAAUGAGCUACACUACAUGGCCAAAAGUAUGUGGACACCCGCUUGUUGAAAAAUCUCAAUCCUAAGUCAUGGGCAUUAAAAUUGGAGUUGGUCCCCCUUUGCUGCUAUCAAAUCAAAUGUUAUUUGUCACAUGCACCGAAUACAACAGGUGCAGACCUUACAGUGAAAUGCUUACUUACAAGCCCUUAACCAACAAGAAGUUAAGGAAAAACAGCAGCAGUAAAAUAGCAAUAGCGAGGCUAUAUACAGGGGGUACCAGUACAGAGUCAAUGUGUGGGGGCACUGGUUAGUCGAGGUAAUAUGUACAGUGGCAAGAAAAAGAAUGUGAACCCUUUGGAAUUAUCUGGAUUUCUGCAUAAAUUGGUCAUAACAUUUGAUCCGAUCUUCAUCUAAGUCACAACAAUAGACAAACACAGUCUCUGCGGCAGCAGACGAGGGUUGACUAGGGUUAUAACAGCCUCCAUUACUCUGCAUAGGCUUUCCACUUGAUGUUGGAACGUUGCUGCGGGGAGUUCCUUCCAUUCAGCCACAAGUCCAUUAGUGAGGUCGGGUACUGACGUUGGGCGAUUAGGCCUGGCUCGCAGUCGGCGUUCAAAUUCAUCCCAAAGGUGUUCGAUGGGGUUGAAGUAGGGCUGGGUGAUAUGGCCUAAAAGUAAUAUCUCAAAUUUUGGACAAUUCACAAUAUAUAUAUUAUAUAUCUCAAGUUCUUGUUUUUCUCUAAACAAAUUAAAAAAGGUCCAGACAUAAUUCUUCAUUGAAUUUUCUUAAUUAAAAUUCAUAUACAAGGCAUCAAGGCCUAUUUGUGCAAAACAAAUGAACACACCAACACAUCUAUUGUUUAGGAAUGUUUGACCACUAGCUGUUCGAUUAUAUAUUUAUAAAUACACAUUUUGAAUGAACAUUUAUUCAUUUAGUUAAUUUGUUGUUAUAAUUGAAACAGCCUGUGGUUAUUUGCUAUUGGAUUGGCACAAUGACACAACUACUAACACAUUAGCCUAGAGCUGGCCUGAACAUAACUUUUUUUGAAUGCACUUUAAUUCUACAAUGUCACACUUACCGAUGGCGAGGUGAAGCCUGUGCCCAUAGCACUGCAGGCGGGUCCAGUUGUUCAAGCGCAAUGCUUUUUUCAUGUUGCUCCAUGAUGGCAGUUGUCAUUUUUAUUUUAUUUAUUUCACCUUUAUUUAAUCAGGUAGGCAAGUUGAGAACAAGUUCUCAUUUACAAUUGCGACCUGGCCAAGAUAAAGCAAAGCAGUUCGACAGAUACAACACAGAGUUACACAUGGAGUAAAACAAACAUACAGUCAACAAUACAGUAUAAACAAGUCUAUAUACAAUGUGAGCAAAUUAGGUGAGAAGGGAUGGUAGUUUUGCAAUGGAAGAAUGUGCAAAGUAGAAAUAAAAAUAAUGGGGUGCACCGACAGGUGUGCAUGACAAUGCCAAAGAGUCUUUGAGACCCUGGGCUAUUACUUCACCCAUAUGAUGAUCGGGGAAGUAUGGAACUCUUACCCCGCUACACAUCUCUGGCGUGGUUACAAUUUGUGAAAGGUUGUGAUUGGUGGAUAACCUCUGUGCACGUGUUGUCACGCAAUUGGGACAUGAUUCGAAACAUUGGGCUGACAGAGAAGAGACAGUGAGAUGCUGCAUUUGUGAAAUGUUACAUUAUAACAGAACCUCAAUUCUUGUAAUACAGGCAUUUUCCAUAUCGAGUGAAAACAUAAACUCAAAUAUAUAGAAAAAACUAUAUAUCGCCCAGCCCUCAGUUGAAGUCAGGGCUCUAUGCAGGCCAGUCAAGUUCUUCCACACUGAUCUCGACAAACCAUUCCUGUAUGGAAGUCGCUUUGUGCACAGGGGCAUUGUCAUGCUGAAACAGGAAAGAAGCUUCCCCAAACUGUUGCCAUAAAGGACAGAAUCAUCUAGAAUGUCAUUGUAUGCUGUAGUGUUAAGAUUUCCCUUCACUGGAACUAAGGGGCCUAGCCCGAAACAUGAAAAACAGCCCCAGACCAUUAUUCCUCCUCCACCAAACUUUACAGUUGUCAGUAUGCAUUCAGGCAGGUAGCGUUCUCCUGGCAUCCCCAAACCCAGGUUCGUCCGUCCGACUGCCAGAUGGUGAAGCGUGAUUUAUUACUCCAGAGAACGCAUUUCCACUGCUCCGGAGUCCAAUUGUGCAUGGUGAGCUUAGGCUUGUGUGCAGCUGCUUGGCCAUAGAAACCCAUUUAUGAAGCUCCCAACGAAGUUCUUGUGCUGACAUUGCUUCCAGAGGAAGUUUGGAACUCGGUAGUGAGUGGAGUGUUGCAACCGAGGACAGACGAUUUUUACACGCUUCAGCACUCGCCAGUACUGUUCUGUGGACUUGUGUGGCCUACCACUUGGCGGCUGAGCCGUUGUUGCUCCUAGAUGUUUCCACUUCACAAUAUCAGCACUUACAAUUGACCGGGGCAGCUCUAGCAGGGCAGAAAUUCAAUGAACUGACUUGUUGGAAAGGAGGCAUCCUAUGACAGUGCCACAUUAAAAGUCACUGAGCUCUUCAGUAAGGCCAUUCUAGUACCAAUGUUUGUCUAUGGAGAUUGCAUGGUUGUGUGCUCGAUUUUAAACACCGCUCAGCAACGGGUGUGACUGAACUAGCCAAAUACACAAAUUUGACUAGUUCAUGGAAAUAUCGAACCUUCCCAAUUACCGAUGCCUUAAAUUGUUGAAGUGAAAAUGCCUUACACCGCCAUCUCACUCAUUCAUCCAUAAUAGUUUUACUGUGACUGCAGUGAGUUUGUUUUACUUAUGUUCUGAUGCCUUUUGGGUCACAUUUCACACCAAAGUAUUGAGUCAAACUGACAGUUAGUAUAAUCUGUUCUGCCAAAAGUGAAAUAAAACUUUUAUCCUCCCAGACCCCUGCCAUACUCUCGUC
This is a messenger RNA of Oncorhynchus keta (chum salmon), 3557 nucleotides long. RefSeq names its product thioredoxin-related transmembrane protein 2a (gene tmx2a). The coding region runs from base 1 to 492 and encodes 163 amino acids. Lineage: Eukaryota; Metazoa; Chordata; Actinopteri; Salmoniformes; Salmonidae. The transcript has 5 exons. The record is from RefSeq and is a predicted model, not a curated record.